UACCCGUACAAGUAGCACGGGCAGUGCGCGGGCGCUCUUAUACCGGCACGCCGGCCGCUGCGCCGCAGUGACCGCUCUCUGCUCUCGCCGGUCGUGGCGCGUGGAAAACCGAUUACAUGCCUUUUUCGCUUUUCUUACGCGUAUCUAUUUUGAGACUAAAACAUAGGUGACACAAUUAAUAGCGUAUAAAGUUCUACAAUUACAAUACAAUUAGGAUAAAAUUCCAAAAAUACCCUAAUUACUUCGCGUUAGGUGGUCAAAAGUGAGCUAUGGUUAAAGGAGCAAACAGCGUGACUGGAUAAACAAUAACAAUAUUGUGAAGGAAGCGCUUGAGGCUGAGCGAUGAGGGCGGCUAUAUCCACACAGCUCAGAGGCGCCGUUCAUCAAACAAUCGUAGUAAUUCUCAUUAACGUGCCAACAAUCUCGUUCGGGCUGGCGCUGGGCUGGGUGUCGCUGGCGAGCGGCGAGGCGGGCGGCGCGGAGGGCGCGGGGGGAGCGGUGGCAGCGGCCGUCGUCACCUUCGCGGCGUCCUUCGUGGGCGUGCCGCUCAGUGCCAAGGCUAUCACAUAUGGGAGGAAGUUCGCAGUCAUCGCAGCUUCCGCUGGCUUCGUGAUAUGCUGGUCAUUGAAAUUGGUGGCGACAUGGGGAGGGCAGUGGUGGAUAGUGGGCGGACGCGUGACGGCCGGGCUCGGAGGUGCGGCGGCCUGGGCGCUCGCCCCACUGCUCGCUAGAGAGAUGUGCAGCGAUCGUUGGCGAGGCUCGGCAGUGUCAGCCCUCCCGCUGGCACAUAACUUGGGAGUGCUCCUCAUGUACCUCGCUGCUGACGCCAGAGUUCCACAAAGGACAGUUCUGUGGUGGUGUCUCGGUCUGUCCGUGUGUCACUGCUUCGUGUUCCUGUUGAUGCCAGAAUCGCCAUCUUUCCUUGCGGCUAAAGGAAAAGAUGAGGAAGCCCGCACGGCGCUGGCGUGGCUGCGAGGCCGCUCACCGCUCGACCCUCAACUGGAAACAGAACUGAAGACUCUGCCUCCGCUAGAUGAUCAGCAGCAGUCUUCCUUUAAUCUGGCCAAAGAAAUGCUGGCAGAUAGACAACGACGAGUGGCCUUUAUAAUAGGUGGUCUAGCGGUGGUGGGGCAGGAGGCGUGCGGCGUGCUGGCCAUCCUGCAGUACGCGGAACGCAUGUUCGUACUCGCGCGGGACGAGGCCAGCCCUAUACUGGUGAACAUCACAUCACCGGUGGCAGCAAGCGCGCUGGCCCCGCUCGAGCUGGCCACGCCAGCGCGCCACGCGCUGCUGCUGGGCGCGGUGCAGCUCGCCGCCUCCGCGCUCUCGCUCUACUUGGUCGAGCGGCUCGGCCGCAGAUUGUUGAUAGUGUGGUGUGCGUGGGGCGUGGGAGGUGCGCUAGCCACGGCGGCAGUGCUGUUGGGCGUGGGCGGUGUGGAGGGCGCGGGGGGCGCGGGGGGAGUGCAGGGCGCCGCGCUGGCCAUCGCCGUCGCGGUCGCGAUCGACGCCGCGGGGCUCCAGCCGGCGCCCUACGCCCUGCUCGCUGAUAUGUUCCACUAUCAGUAUCGCGGCUGUGCCCUGAUGCUUGUCACAGCGGCUGCGUGUCUCGGCAACGCAGUAGAAGUAGGUAUCUUCCCCAUCGUAGCGUCGUACGGCGGGCUGAAAGCGGCGCUCGCACUAGCCGCCUCCCUCACGCUCGCGUACGCGGUGUUCACCACCGUCGCAGUCCCGGAGACCAGGCUCAAGACUCCAGAGGAAAUAUACGAUGCUCUCGCGCCGAGGGAACAGCCGUGUGAAAGUGUUAAAGUGAAGGAUUGUGGGACUAGUGAAAGUAAAGAAACAGUGUGCACUAGGGAUACAGUAAUACAAUUUUCGAGCUCUUCUAUCAAGAACAGAACAGCAUUUCUAUUUCCAUCUCUUUUAUUAUUUCAAUCAUAUUCAGUUGAGUCCAACGGUCUGCUUCAUUCCUAUCUUUUCAUUACUAUUUUUCCAGUUAAUCAGUUAGCCAUGGGUCUACUGGACAAGCUGUCGGUGUGGCUGGGCGGCGGCGGCGGGUCGGCGGUGACGGUGCUCGUGCUGGGGCUCGACAACAGCGGCAAGAGCACGCUGCUGGCCGCGCUGCGCCCACCCGAGCCGCGCGGCGAGCCAGCUGCCGCGCCCGUGCCCACCGUCGGACACGCGCAAGGGACCUUUCAAAGUGGUGGUAUAUCAUUCAGCGCGUGGGACGUGUCGGGCGCGGCGCGGAUGCGCUCGCUGUGGGAACGGCACUAUCGCAACGCUGAUGCUGUCAUCUUCGUGGUCGACGCUGCUGACCAUCUGCGGUUGGUGGUGGCCCGCGAGGAGCUGCAGCUGAUGCUAGCGCACCCGGACAUGUGCGGGCGGCGCGUGCCGCUGCUGCUGUUCGCCAACAAGAGCGACGCGCCGCACGCGCUGCCCGCCACGCAGGUCGCCGCCGCGUUGGGUCUGGAGCGGAUCGUGGACAAGCCGUGGCACGUGUGUGCGUCGAGCGCGCUGUCGGGCGCCGGCGUGGCGGACGGUGUGGCCUGGCUCGCGCGGCAGCUGCGCGAACAGAAACACUAGCGACAUCUAUUGCUCUUAUGAACCUCUAUGAAGUAUCCAUCUGUACGUAAGAAGCAUCUUGAAACACGUUUCCAUGAUAUACAAAAUACUACACGAAUAGAGAAAAAGAUUCUAUGACGUCGAUAAGUAUAUUACAAUCUACGCUGUAGUCAUAUUGAAGUCUUUAAUUUUCUCAAAUGUAGUUCACUAGAUCUCAUUACUAGAGAGGCAUUUGUACUAGUGCUUUAAUCGACGGAUUACAUUAAUUACCAAGUACCUAGGUGACCAGUGUAUUAUGUGUGUAAUAUCCAUUCAACAGUCAUAAACUUCAACAUCAUCAAAAUAAUGGGAAGCAUUUGGCUUACAGCUUAUAAAUAAUAAGUAAUUGGGUAUUCUGAUAAGAUGCUUCAUGCAAGUCGAAACUCGAAUUAAAAUUUAUAUUUUAGUCGCGAAUUCAUUUGCAUCUAAUUGUUCGCGAAAUAGACAGUGUUUUAUAAAUAAAAAUAAAAAGAGGUGAACAAGAGACACUCAAAUCUUUGUUCAAUAAGACGUGCAGAUUAUAAAAUUUUCUUAUUUGUUCAAGUUAUGAAACAAACAUGCAAACACAAAUAAUUAAUUUCCAUUUGGCCUGACUAUAGUCGUGAAAUCCGGAUAUGGCUCUACAUCUCGAUAUAGUUCUGUGGCUCUACAUAACAACAUGGACGAAAAUAUAUUUAAACACAUUAUAUUACACAUUAAUUCAAAUAA
This is a messenger RNA of Colias croceus (clouded yellow), 3306 nucleotides long. It is a transcript of the gene Arl6, whose product is annotated as facilitated trehalose transporter Tret1-like. Gene Ontology annotation, cellular component: membrane. Gene Ontology annotation, biological process: transmembrane transport. The record is from RefSeq and is a predicted model, not a curated record. Bases 343 to 2580 code for a protein of 745 amino acids. Gene Ontology annotation, molecular function: transmembrane transporter activity; GTP binding; GTPase activity. The transcript has 14 exons. NCBI's taxonomy places the organism in Eukaryota, Metazoa, Arthropoda, Insecta, Lepidoptera, Pieridae.